Messenger RNA from Cucumis melo (muskmelon), 3576 nucleotides. RefSeq names its product pentatricopeptide repeat-containing protein At4g02750. The coding region runs from base 40 to 2370 and encodes 776 amino acids. The transcript is spliced from 3 exons. The record is from RefSeq and is a predicted model, not a curated record. Gene Ontology annotation, molecular function: protein binding; RNA binding; zinc ion binding. NCBI's taxonomy places the organism in Eukaryota, Viridiplantae, Streptophyta, Magnoliopsida, Cucurbitales, Cucurbitaceae. Gene Ontology annotation, biological process: RNA modification.
AAUAUUGAGCUGAAUCAUCAACGAUCGAUCGUCGGGGUAAUGCAAGCGCGCGGGAACUGCCGUUUCAGCCUGUUUAUUGGCAGCUCUUCACGAUCGAUUCAAACUGAAUCCAUCACCAAUAAGCUUCGCGCUUCUUCAAAUUCUUCUCCGUCGAAGAAAACAUGGACCCAAAAACUCGAAUCCAAAAACACUGACCCCACAAUUGUUGAUUCCGAUAUAGUCAAAUGGAACAGGAAAAUCAGCGCCUACAUGCGCAAAGGUCAAUGCGAGUCCGCUCUAAGCGUUUUCAAUGGUAUGCCUCGUCGGAGUACUGUCACCUACAAUGCCAUGAUAUCUGGGUACUUGAGUAACUAUAAAUUUGAUUGUGCACGGAAGAUGUUUGAGAAAAUGCCCCAUAGAGAUUUGAUAUCUUGGAAUGUUAUGCUUAGUGGUUAUGUGAAGAAUGGGAACCUUAGUGCGGCUCGGGCUUUGUUUAAUCAGAUGCCUGAGAAGGAUGUUGUUUCUUGGAAUGCUAUGUUAUCUGGGUUUGCUCAGAAUGGGUUUGUGGAGGAGGCUAGGAAAAUAUUUGAUCAAAUGUUGGUCAAGAAUGAAAUUUCAUGGAAUGGGUUGCUGUCGGCGUAUGUUCAAAAUGGGAGGAUUGAGGAUGCUAGAAGAUUGUUCGAUUCGAAAAUGGAUUGGGAGAUCGUUUCUUGGAAUUGUUUGAUGGGUGGGUAUGUGAAGAAAAAGAGGCUAGAUGAUGCAAGGAGUCUUUUUGACCGUAUGCCAGUUAGAGAUAAAAUCUCUUGGAAUAUAAUGAUUACAGGUUAUGCUCAGAAUGGGCUGCUUUCAGAAGCUCGGAGAUUAUUUGAAGAGUUACCAAUUCGAGAUGUGUUUGCUUGGACGGCCAUGGUUUCUGGUUUUGUGCAGAAUGGGAUGUUGGAUGAAGCAACGAGAAUUUUUGAAGAAAUGCCUGAGAAGAAUGAAGUUUCGUGGAAUGCAAUGAUUGCAGGGUAUGUCCAGAGCCAGCAAAUAGAAAAAGCAAGGGAAUUAUUUGAUCAAAUGCCUUCCCGGAAUAUCAGUUCUUGGAAUACAAUGGUAACUGGGUAUGCUCAGUGUGGCAAUAUUGAUCAAGCCAAGAUUUUGUUUGAUGAGAUGCCUCAACGUGAUUGUAUAUCAUGGGCGGCAAUGAUUUCUGGCUAUGCCCAAAGCGGCCAGAGUGAAGAGGCUUUGCACCUUUUUAUUGAGAUGAAAAGAGAUGGGGGAAUCUUGAAUAGAUCUGCAUUAGUAGGUGCUUUGAGCUCGUGUGCAGAGAUUGCUGCUUUGGAGUUAGGGAAGCAACUACAUGGACGACUAGUUAAGGCAGGAUUCGAAACUGGGUAUUAUGCUGGAAAUGCACUUCUAGCCAUGUAUUGCAAAUGCGGAAGUAUAGAAGAGGCAUUUGAUGUAUUUGAAGAUAUAACAGAGAAGGAUAUUGUCUCCUGGAACACAAUGAUCGCAGGUUAUGCAAGGCAUGGGUUUGGUAAAGAGGCUUUAGCUCUUUUCGAGUCAAUGAAGAUGACAAUCAAACCUGAUGAUGUCACACUGGUCGGUGUUCUAUCUGCAUGCAGCCAUACUGGCUUGGUAGAUAAAGGCAUGGAAUAUUUUAACUCAAUGUAUCAGAACUACGGCAUAACAGCAAAUUCCAAACAUUACACUUGCAUGAUUGAUCUACUUGGUCGUGCGGGUCGGCUAGAUGAGGCUCUGAAUUUAAUGAAGAGCAUGCCAUUUCACCCAGACGCAGCAACUUGGGGUGCUUUACUCGGAGCUAGCCGAAUUCAUGGUGACACAGAAUUAGGUGAGAAGGCUGCUGAGAAGGUAUUUGAGAUGGAGCCUGAUAAUUCAGGGAUGUACGUUCUUCUCUCAAAUCUAUACGCAGCUUCAGGGAGAUGGAGGGAAGUUCGUGAGAUGAGAUUGAAAAUGAGAGACAAAGGAGUGAAGAAAGUUCCUGGAUAUAGUUGGGUUGAAAUACAAAACAAGACUCACAUCUUCACUGUUGGAGAUUGUUCACAUCCAGAAGCAGAGAGGAUAUAUGCUUAUUUAGAAGAGUUGGAUCUAGAAUUGAAGAAGGAGGGGUUUGUUUCUUCCACUAAAUUGGUGUUACAUGACGUGGAAGAGGAGGAGAAGGAACACAUGCUCAAGUAUCAUAGUGAAAAAUUAGCAGUUGCAUUUGGGAUUUUAUCUAUACCACCUGGGAGACCAAUCCGAGUGAUUAAAAACUUGAGGGUAUGUGAAGACUGUCACAAUGCCAUCAAACAUAUAUCCAAAAUUACGCAAAGACAAAUAAUCGUGAGGGAUUCUAAUCGUUUUCACCACUUCAGUGAAGGCUCAUGUUCUUGUGGAGAUUAUUGGUGAUAUUUCUUAUCGUCAUCUUCCUUUGGCGGAUAUGAUCAUUCAAUUAAGAUGAUUAGAAAUUGAUGAAUUGGCAAAUCAUUAAACCGUAAGCCGCAUCCAGAAGAGGCUUCAUAGGUGAGGUGAACUUGGAUCAAGAUAUUUUUUUGACAGUCCUUCGGAUGGAACGUUCAAUCUCUUGAUGCUAGAGUCACAAAAAAGUUUUGAUCCUUAGAACUUUUUCAGAAAUAUGAGAAUUUCAAAGAACUAAAUAUUUGGAGGUAAACAAAAAUCGAGAUGAAGGUUUGCUAAUAGUACUUUGAUAAGGACAACUGUUGCAAUGGUGUCAAAUCCUGAAGCUGCUGCUCUUGGAGGAUACCACUACUGCUAGAUUGUGCAACUACUACAUUGGUGAUUCGGAAGACGCAGGCAUAUUGUUCUGAGAUAUUUGAGAUUGUGAUUGUGGUCUUUCCUAAGUAUACAACUUGGGUGCCUUACACCUAGACUUGCUGCAGCUGCACAACAAUUUGACGAACUUAACGAACCAACAUUUUAUUUGAAAAUUUUCAGAAAUUAAACUGGAGAACUGCUCAAAACCGCCUAUGAGCUAUACUGAAGCUUUUGUAUGCCUCAUGAGAUUAGCAAGAAGUUUUGAGUAGGGGUUAUGGUUGAUCUCAUUUCUUUUUCCUUCAAUUCUUUGGAUGAGUGGAAAGGGAAUUGCCGCUUUGAGAAGUGCUAUUACUUGGACUUAGCGAUGCUAAACUCAGUCUGUAUUUUGGAAUCAUCUUUGGUGUCCCAAGUUUCCUAACCAUGGGAAGCUGAAGCUGGCCCAAUAAGUUUCAACAUGAACGAACGACAUUAAAGCUGAAUAUUUUUGGUGAAGUCUCAAUAAUUGUUUGUUACUAGUCCUUCAUUCACUUGGCAGGAAGUUGAGGUAAUGUUCCCCCAAGGAACUACCCCCGGACCCAUCUUUUUCUAUUAGUUUUCCCUUAGGUCCUCAAGAUUAUCUGUCUAGCUGAUUUAAAGAGCUGCCAUGAAAAAGCUUGGUGAGUGUAUAGACAGAGGAGAGCAGAAGCUGUUGUUGUUGAGAGGAACCUCUGUAUCCAUCGAUUUAUAUAUAUAGAGAAGAAACUAGGUUCUGAUUGCAUUUCCUUUCUCUUUGAAUAGUCAAGGAAUGUUUAACUUUAUGUUUAACUUUAUAUUGACAAUGUAAAAAGGAAGAGUUAAACA